Molecule: messenger RNA, 318 nt
Organism: Lactuca virosa
Lineage: Eukaryota; Viridiplantae; Streptophyta; Magnoliopsida; Asterales; Asteraceae
Source: the annotation of a GenBank genome assembly
AUGAACGAACGAGCUGGAAAUAUCAUGACCCGAGAAGGCGAUUCUGGAACUGUCGCAACAGUUUGCUGUGAUUACUUCUUUUGGAAAGACGAUGAGCUGCCUGAGGGGUACUACAAGAACCUUAUCAGAACAUUAAAGCAACAGGUAGAAUCAAUGGAGGACUUGGCUGAACUGGUCAACCUUAGGAAGAGGGUUGUGGAGUUGGAGUUUCUGGUUUCAACAGAAAAUUCGGUUAUUGACAAGCUUGAGAAGAAGGUAACAAAUGAGAAGGAAGUUGUGAUGAUUCUUAACGACAAAUUGGAUGCUUCCAUGCAGUAA